Molecule: messenger RNA, 447 nt
Organism: Aureobasidium namibiae CBS 147.97
Lineage: Eukaryota; Fungi; Ascomycota; Dothideomycetes; Dothideales; Saccotheciaceae
Product: DUF757-domain-containing protein
Exons: 4
Coding region: 1-447 (148 amino acids)
Cellular component (GO): cytoplasm
Source: RefSeq, a predicted model, not a curated record
AUGUCUCUCACUGCCGAGCAACAGGACAACUUCGAGGACAUCGAGAAGCAGUUCGCCGUCAAGGCUGUCCAGCACAUGACUACCUACUGGUCCAUUCUCGAAAAGGUCCCCGGCUCUAAGCUACGCCUCACAAAGAUCGACGACGAGAUUUACGAGCACUUCAAGAAGGAGUUCCCCGACUACGACCCCAAGGCCACCAUCAAUGAGGACGAGAUGAAGAGCAAGGCAGGCAAGGAGCGCUGGAGAAACUUUAUCAACCAGUACGAGAAGAAGGUCGACGACUACAACUUCGGCACACUGUUGCGCUCCAACCCUGCCUUUGAAUACGGCCAGGACGAGACCAUUUUUGCUGUUCGCAUGCAGUUCUACGCACUUGAAAUCUUGAGAAAUCGCGAAGGUCUGAACGACUGGGUUUACGAGAAAGCUCAAGGCCAGAAGUCUUCUUGA